AUGGCUGGCCACCCGGUCUUCCGGUUCCCCAUUGUGGAUGACGCAACAGGGGCAGAAAAGGGAUCCUUCCUCCUCCAAGUCAUUCCAACACAAGGCUCCAAAAACCCUCUCGAUCUACGCCUUGUUGGAACCCAGAGCACAUCGGCCUACCAGGCAAAGUUACGUCAUAGGAGAGUCCAGGAAUGGAAGAACAAACAAUCAAAUGACAAGUCUGCCCGAUGCACCGAUGAGGAGUGGGAGCAGAUCCUGAUUGCGACCUUUAUCGAGCCCACCAACCCCCAUAGGAGGGAUAUUGAGGUCAUCGUUGAGAUCCAGGCGAGCGCCAUAUUAAUAAUACGAAGGAACACUCUAUGUGUCAAGCACCGACUCGGUCAUAUCGAACUCGAAGAGUUUGAAAUUACAGAAAAUAAAGAUGGCAGUGAUAACGGACCCCAGCUCUUCGACUGGUGCGUUGCAGCCAUCAGCGACCGCGCCAAGGUUGUCGAUGACCUAGCAGCUGCAAGGGCAAGGACAGUUGAACUAGAGAAGUCCACAAAAGAGCUGAGAGCUCAUCUAGAGGACCUGCUCAAAGCCAAAGAGCAUGACGAGCACCAGCUACUGCAGAAAUUCCAGCAGCUACUGAACGAGAAGAAGCUCAAGAUCCGGCAACAACAGCGGCUCCUAGUCUCCGCAGAUGUUGACCCGCAGAAGCUAAAGAACGUAGGCGCCAGUCAAAACACUGUGAGCAAAGCCAAAACAUCCAGGGGAGGUAAGCGGAAAGCUACACAGCAGGCGGUCGAAGACGAGAGUGACGAUGGUUUCGAGAAAAUGGACGUAGACCUGCCCGUGGACGUCAAGGCCGAAUCAGAAUCCGACCCGGAGAUGGACCAACGCCAGACAACCGACGAGGAGCUAGAGGAUACGACUGCCAGUGAGGCUGCAGAGACCGAUGAAGGACCGCAGCCAGCGACUAAGGCCAAGGGCAAAGGGAAAGCCAAUGCGAGGGGCAAAGCCAGAGCGAAAGGGAAAGCGCCCGCGGCAGGUAAGAAGAUGCGGGCAGCAAAUACCAAAACUGCCGCACCGCCUGUCGAAGCAGAAGAUGAGACAGAUGAUGAGCCUCCGCCGCCGCGUACUUUGCCUUUCCAGAGCAGGAACAAGCCCAAGGAGAACAUGCCGGAGCCAUUCAAUAGCGACGGCGGCGACGAGACGGAAACUGAUGAUGACGAGCUAUGA
Truncatella angustata is the source of this 1212-nucleotide messenger RNA. RefSeq lists its product as uncharacterized. NCBI's taxonomy places the organism in Eukaryota, Fungi, Ascomycota, Sordariomycetes, Amphisphaeriales, Sporocadaceae. Bases 1 to 1212 code for a protein of 403 amino acids. The transcript has 3 exons. The record is from RefSeq and is a predicted model, not a curated record.